Molecule: messenger RNA, 1353 nt
Organism: Durotheca rogersii
Lineage: Eukaryota; Fungi; Ascomycota; Sordariomycetes; Xylariales; Xylariaceae
Product: vacuolar import and degradation protein-domain-containing protein
Exons: 4
Coding region: 135-1208 (357 amino acids)
Biological process (GO): negative regulation of gluconeogenesis; protein catabolic process in the vacuole; protein targeting to vacuole
Cellular component (GO): extrinsic component of membrane; GID complex
Source: RefSeq, a predicted model, not a curated record
UACCUACGAGAAACGACCGUUCCGUCAUCCGUCCCGUCUCACGCGCACCACCUAUCGCGUUGCCUCCCCCCUGACGAGGCAUCUCGAUAGCAUCAAGGGCCUGCGUAUAAGAAUAGUCGGUCACCACUUCGAGCAUGCCUACCCCGUCCAGCAAUCCUCCACCAGACUUUUCACCUCGAUCCCAUGCCACUUUAUGUCCCGACGACACUCGAUCUACCGGUAGCUGGCCGCCCGAUGGGGAGGAGCAUGAGAUGAAUAUCGACGACCAGGAAUCGUCCGCGUCGCCCGAACCUGUGAGUGCGCUGUUGCUCAACGGGACCCCAGACGCGACGGACUCUCGGUCCACCAGCCAGUCGCCUAGGCCCGAUUCGCGGAGCAGCACCGAACCCUCGUCUGCCCCUGACCCUGCCGAAACCCCAUCCCAGUCACAUAAGGCAACCGACACCGAGGACGAUGCGUUGGCUAAGGCCGAUACCGAUGCAUCAUCAUCAAGCCGCCGCCGCAGUGGCAACUACGAUAUUGUGACCCCUGUCGGCGCGGACAACGACAAGCUGGAAGACGGCACGAUGCCGGGGAGACUGCCGGAUGACGCCUAUGCGCCACCGAUGGGGUUCGAUUCCACUAAUAUCAGAAUAAUACCGACCUCGUCGUCCUCUUUCCUGCGUCCGGGGAGCAGAUUUCACGGCACGCAGCAAUCCGAACGCCAAGUCUACGAUGUCCAAGUGGAAAUCAAGUAUGUUGAUCUGAGGGAGUCCUUCCUAUGCGGCUUUCUCAAGAUCCAAGGCUUGACGGAAGACAACCCAACGCUGACGACCUACUUCGAGGGCGAGAUCAUCGGCGGCAAGUAUGGCUUCAUGACGAAACACGAGAACUGGGGUGCGACGGAGAAGAUUGAUCUGAACCACUGGAGCAAGUUCUCCGCGUUCCGACAAUACAGCAAGCAAUUGCGCAAGGGGCCUGUCUUAAUACCGAACCUCGCUCAGCGCGAGAACAUCUUCAUGCGAUGGAAGGAGCAUUUCCUCGUCCCCGAUCAUCGCGUCAAGACCAUCAACGGGGCCAGCUUCGAGGGCUUUUAUUACAUCUGUUUUAACCAGAAGGAAGGAAGUGUCAAGGGCAUAUAUUUCCACUCUAAGAGUGAGAAAUUCCAACAACUAGAACUCAAACAUGUUGAAGAUAAGGGUUGUUACAGUGCCAUGGAGUUCCGAUGAUAUUAAGACUUGCGGCUCUGACAUAAGGAUAGGACGGGCGGCCCUAGAAGGUUAGAGAGCUCGCAGGUGGUCCCCUUUUUCUUUUUUUUUCCUCAUUUCGGUAGCACCCAACACGGCUGAUCCUCAUUCUGGACCACUACCAAUC